Cutaneotrichosporon oleaginosum is the source of this 1402-nucleotide messenger RNA. RefSeq lists its product as uncharacterized. NCBI's taxonomy places the organism in Eukaryota, Fungi, Basidiomycota, Tremellomycetes, Trichosporonales, Trichosporonaceae. The record is from RefSeq and is a predicted model, not a curated record.
UCUCUCGCGGCCAACUGAAACGUUCUGCCAUCUUCUUGCAUCUCUCUCCGCUCCCUCUCUCACCCUCCCACCCCCGACUCCUGUCCCAAAAUGGCCGCCCCCGCCCCCGAGAUCGACCUCAAGAAGCCCGCCCCCGUCGCCGAGGUGCCCAAGGAGGAGGAGAAGGGCCUCACCAACGACAUCAUCACCAAGUACACCACCGCUGGCCAGGCUCUUGCUGCCGUCCUCAAGAAGUUUGUCCCGGAGAUCACUGCCGGCAAGAAGGUCCUUGAGCUCUGCAUCUCCGGCGACAAGCACAUCGCCGAGUCGGUCGCGUCCCUCUACAACAAGGCCAAGGCUGGUGUCAAGGUCACCAAGGGUUCGGCGUUCCCCACCUGUAUCUCGGUCAACAAUGUCGUCUCGCACGUCUCGCCCCUCCCCUCUGACCCCGAGUACACGCUCAAGGACGGUGACGUCGUCAAGGUCCAGCUCGGUGUCCACAUUGACGGCUACGCCGUUGUGCACGCCGAGUCGAUUGUGAUCGGCUCCAAGGUCGAGGGCGCCGCGGCCGACGUCGUUGCGGCCGCGUACGAUGCCGCUCAGGCUGCUAUGCGCACCCUCAAGGCUGGCGCCAAGAACUGGGACGUCACCGAGGUCGUUACCAAGGUGGCUAAGGAGUACGAGACCCUCCCCGUCCAGGGCAUGCUCUCGUGCAACCACGAGAAGAACGUCACCGACGGCAAGAAGCGCAUCCUUCUCAACCCCACGCCCGAGCUCAAGCGCGAGCACGAGUCGUGCACCUUCGAGGAGGGUGAGGUGUACGGUGUUGACGUCCUUGUUGUCUCCGGCACCGACCCCAAGGCCCGCCCCGAGGACGCCCGCACGUCGGUGUACAAGCGCGCCAACGACAUCAACUACCAGCUCAAGAUGAAGACGUCGCGCACCACCUUCUCCGAGAUCCAGAAGAAGGCCGGCGCCUUCCCCUUCACGCUCCGCGCUCUCGACGACGAGAAGCGCGCCCGCAUGGGCGUGCAGGAGGCUGUCUCGCACGGCCUCCUCAAGCCAUACGAGGUCACCCAGACCGCUGCCGGCACCGUCGUCGCCCAGUUCUUCUUCACCCUCGCCCUCAUGCCCGCCGGCCCCUUGCUGCUCUCCCCCGUCCCUGCGUGGUACUCGGCCGACAAGGUCAAGUCAUCCAAGUCGAUCAAGGACGAGGAGCUCAAGGCGCUUGUGGCCGCGCCCCUCCGCGCGCCCAAGAAGAAGGCUAAGAAGGCCGCCGCCGAGGCCAAGGCUUAAUUGCGGACACUGGUGACGCAUGGGAGAAGAAGCCUAUAGCUGUACUGCUCACAGCAGCAUGUUUUUCCUACUUACCUCGCACACAUCUGAAGAUGAAUUCAAACGAGAUGCGAAUGUGUAGGCCCAG